AUGAAUGCUGAUGCUCCUAUGGAAGUGGACGAAUCGUCAGCUAUUCAAGAAAUAGAGAUAACAAUUAAAGACAUAUCAUCUAUCACUUAUAUUCGACUAUCUAACUCUAUUCCCAAGUAUGCAAGUUCAAACAGAGAAGAGUGGAGUGCUAAAGAAGAGCAAGAAGCCCUCAGGAGAAGUGGAGAAUAUACAAGUGUUCAAUCUCAUGACUUCAAGAUUGAGACACAGCUUCGAAAACUCAAAAGAUUGGUAUUGGACAGGAAUCUAGAAGUGGAUCGAAUCAAUAAAAGAAGGAAUCAGUACGACGAGAUAGUCAAGGUUCAAAGGACCAGAAAACUAGAAGGGCGAAAAAUCAAGCAGCGUAGGUGGGAGGAAGCCCAAUCGAAGCAGGAAUUUCUGGAUUCUUUAGAAAUGGGCAAAUAUAAGAAAGAUUAG
Molecule: messenger RNA, 435 nt
Organism: Caenorhabditis briggsae
Lineage: Eukaryota; Metazoa; Nematoda; Chromadorea; Rhabditida; Rhabditidae
Exons: 3
Coding region: 1-435 (144 amino acids)
Source: RefSeq, a predicted model, not a curated record